UAGUCAUUCAAGCAUAUUUGUGGCGUUUUGUUAGUCAUACAAUAAUACGGAUCGUCGCCUUAACAAAGCUAGCCAGUGUUGAAAUUUUCGAAAACUAGUCAAUUUACAAAUAUCCUGAUAUGCAAAAAAUAAAAAAUUAACAACGCGCUCGACAGUGAAACAUUUGCAAUUUUUAAAUUCAAUAAAGUGAAAGUGCCAAAAUAGAAGUACAGAAAAAUACAAUUGAAACAAAAAAAUUUAAAUGAUUUUUUCCACAAUAAAACUACUCAGCAAUGAUUGAUGAACAGCAUCCCAUACAAGUUGCCACGUUACCAUUGGGCCUCAAGUGUCAUACGCCAAUACAUCAACAACAACAACAGCAAUUGUCGCCACAACAGCAAUCCGCAAGCAUGAUGAUGAGCGGAAGUCAAAGAAUGUUAACAACACUGGCUACAGCAUUGAAAACAACAACAACUUCCGGCGCGACAACAAGUGACAAUGGCACCGGCACUGGCGCUACACACGAGGCGACCAAACCGAUGACAACAACAAGCAUCAAUACUGCGACAACGAUGCCAGCAUCUAUGGUGGCCGCAACAGCAUUGACGGCAAUAGGCAGCAUUGCCGGUUUGGGGGGCGUGGCCGGCGCUUCAGCAAUGACGGUUGGCGCUGCUGUGCCCACUUCCCGCGAGGUGUUGUGUGGUGGGGGUGGUGUCAGCGCAGUGGCCUGCGGUGAAAUAAACGGAAAUCCGACAACACCAACCGCAUCGGCAGCAGCGGCCGCAGCAGCAGCGACAUCGUUUUAUACAAAUGUCAUAGGAAAUUGCAAUGGCCACAAAAAUAAUGGCAAUGCCGGCAAUGAUAACAAAUGCUACAACAAUGUCGAUAUGAAGGCGAGUAAUGCGAGCAGUGUUGGACAAAGACUAGAAGCACAACAACAGCUGCAACAACAACAAUUACAGUUACAACAACAACAACAGCAAAUGGCGCUGCAUGUACCAGUCACUGGUCCAGGGCCUGGUCGACCACCCUCCACUUGCUCCCCAAACGCCGUACACCCCUCUUUGUAUGGCAGCGACAGACAAGCAUUGGGCGAUUUCAAUAUGAACGUUGUUGGCAACAAUGAAAGUAUCGGUGGUGUUGGCAUCGUCAACAAUGAUGCCUGCCCCAUGGCUGCCAUGUACACCGCAAAUAUCAACAACAACAGUUGUAUUGACCACAACGGCAAUAGUAACCUUACUAAUUGCCUGAAUGGCAACAAUGACAAUACAAACAACACCAAUAACAACAACAGCAGCAUGUUCCUUGCCAUGCAACGUCACGCGGCGGACAAUUGCGCAACGUUGCAACACAAACAACAACAACAGCACUUACAACUGCAUUUUGGUACGCAUUUGCAUGGACAAUUCGCGCACGACGACCAUUCGCCUUGUGCAACACCCCCCAUGCCACCGUCAACACUGCACAAUGGCAAUAAAUGUGAUGCGCUCUCUACCGCCGCCGUAGCUGCCGUGCUCGGACUGCCGGUGGCAUUGCCUUUGUCAUUGUCAUUGCACUUGCCAUCAUUGUCAUCGUCAGCGUCCGCCGCUUGCCGCACCGCCUUGACUUCGGACCCAGCAGCAGCUGGGGGAACGCAGUGUGCCUAUUGUUGUCAGCCAAUUUGUGAUCGUUAUAUAAUGCGUGUCGUGGACACUUCAUUUCACGAGGGCUGCCUCAAGUGCGCCACUUGUGCGCUGCACUUGGUGCACUCCUGUUAUGCGCGCGAUGGCAAACUCUAUUGUCGCAUCGACUAUGAAAGACAAUUUCUACGCAAUCGCUGCCUCGGCUGUGGUCACCGAAUCGCCUGCGAUGAGCUGGUUAUGAGAACAUUUGACAGUGUUUUCCAUUUAAAGUGCUUUGCAUGCGUCGUAUGCGGUGGACUCUUGAAAAAGGGUGAACAGUACGUGGUGAAACAAGGUCAACUAUUUUGUCGCUUGGACUAUGAAAAAGAAGUCGAGAUGCUGCAAGGCUACGAUUUCUACGGCGAUGACUUAUUUGCACCUAAAUUGGAUGGCAGGCGUGGACCGAAACGCCCACGCACCAUACUAAACACACAGCAAAGGCGCGCAUUCAAAGCAUCCUUUGAACUGUCACCGAAACCCUGUCGUAAAGUGAGAGAGAACUUGGCAAAGGAGACUGGUUUAAGUUUAAGAAUUGUACAGGUUUGGUUUCAAAAUCAACGCGCCAAAGUGAAAAAAAUCCAAAAGAAAGCAAAGCAAGAGCAUACAAAGGGUGCAAGCGACUCCCAGGAUUCUCAAGAAUCGGACAACAGCAAUUUGGCGAAGAUUAAAGACGAGGCGCACAGCGACAGCGAAUCUCUGCUGGAUUCGCCGUAUUCCGCGUGCGGCCGCUCUGGCGGCAUAGGUGCUGGUGGCGGUGGCAGUGGCGCCUCUUGUGCGGAUAGCGCGGUAAAAAUGCGCCCCAUCAAAGACGAAAACGAGAAUACGUCAUUUAAUUGCAUGGAAACCAAUAAAGAGAACUGCAACAAAACGAACGAGCCUUUUCUGAGCACCGUACUCGGCCUGAGCUACUCCACAUUUCAACAGCUGAUGGGACCGCUGACACAAUCACCCAUGGUGAAUCCCAUCGAUCGACUCUACAGCAUGCAGAACUCCUACUUUCGGCCGGAGGAACUGGCAUAUAACGGGUGUUCUAAAGACUUAGUUGAGCCUUAGAAAUGAUGGUAGGGCUCAAAUGAAUGAAAUAUUAUAUAAUACAUUUUAGUCGUGAUAGUUGUGUAUAAAUAUAUGUUUGUAUAAUUCAACGUUAGUGAAAAUAAAAUAAACAAUAAUAUUAUUUUAUAAAAACACAAAAGCGUAAGCAAAAUAGCGAAAUCAAAAAUGAAACGGUACUACGUUUAUAACGAUACCGAUUAGUAGCGGUUAAUAGCGUAAAAUGCAUAAGAAUAAAAACAAAACAAAA
Messenger RNA from Bactrocera oleae (olive fruit fly), 2940 nucleotides. RefSeq lists its product as uncharacterized. Gene Ontology annotation, biological process: neuron differentiation; regulation of transcription by RNA polymerase II. Gene Ontology annotation, cellular component: nucleus. Lineage: Eukaryota; Metazoa; Arthropoda; Insecta; Diptera; Tephritidae. Gene Ontology annotation, molecular function: RNA polymerase II transcription regulatory region sequence-specific DNA binding; DNA-binding transcription factor activity, RNA polymerase II-specific. The record is from RefSeq and is a predicted model, not a curated record.